Molecule: messenger RNA, 1209 nt
Organism: Oikopleura dioica
Lineage: Eukaryota; Metazoa; Chordata; Appendicularia; Copelata; Oikopleuridae
Source: the annotation of a GenBank genome assembly
AUGACGAGUGUUGUAACAUCAUUUUUCCAAGCAAUGGGGUUUUCAUCAAGAACGAGUAUAUGCGAACUUGAUAAUCCUGCCGUUGCUCAAUAUUAUGGAACAAACCGAAAACUUAUGCACGACAGGUGCUAUUUUUGCUCCUGCUGGCCAUGCAUGAGCGAUGUUCUGUUUCUCCUCGAUCAAUCAGCUCUCGUUGAUCCAGUUGCUUGUGGAUCUCCCUUGACUGAAUUCGGCUUUCCAACAGACAACAAUAAAAAAUGGUACGAAGGAUCAAAAGCGCAGAUCGACUUUGCUCUGGCAACGAUUCGUCAGAUGGAUCCAGCUCGAAUCAAGUCUCAAUCUGUUAAAAUUGCCUUUGCGUUUUACGGCGAUGAUUCUUCGUACAAAACUGUUGUCGAUUUCGACGACUGGGGAAUAAACAUCGACGAUCUGCAGUGCAAGCUGUACGGACAUGAAGCCUACCCAUGUGGCGAUAACAUGGAUGAAAUCGAAUUUCUACGAAAGCCUCUGUGUGGAACUGGAGGGUUAAAAGAAGCAAUCAUUCAGUCUGCUAGCUAUGAGCACCAAAGUUGGAGAAAAUGGGAUCCUUAUCAUCCAGAUGUCAAAAUCCGAACCCCGAUUGCGAAAAUCCUCGCUCUCACCGCCGGAGACGUCUUUGUAGGAAAAUCGUUUGAGAAUGAAGCGGAACUGCUCAAUUUCAUGCGCCCGAUUCAUGACCCGAUUAAUGACGGCUUCGACUUUGUGUUUCCAGUUGGAAUGGCGACGGGCGAACGGUUCGGGGAGAUUGAGUUUGAGCGGACGAAGGAGGAGGAUAAUCAGUUUUGGCGGGGGAUGAAUAUUAUUGGAUGUCUGAAUCCAGAAGCUUGUGAUUAUACUCUGAUGGCUUCUCCGUCUGGUGAAAAUGAAAACGGCGUGGAUCCAUUUCAAUUCUUGACAAAACUAAUGGACGAUGCAUUUUGGGACAAAUACUUCUGCUAUUACCGCCACUGGAAUUUCUUCUGCGAUAUUCAACCCUUCGAACGAACCCAAUUUGACAUCGCGCGAUCUGUUAGAAAUAAGCGAUCAACUAAAAGGAAUGGAUACAAGCCAAAUAGCUGUUGCGGUCACAUACCGUACAAUGAUCAACAUGAAAGCUGCUGUUCUCCGGGUCAUGUUCAGCUUUUGGGAGAAUGCUCGAAUACAGUUAGAUCUGGCGACGAUGCUUUGUAA